Messenger RNA from Pseudoliparis swirei, 3390 nucleotides. It is a transcript of the gene znrf2b, whose product is annotated as zinc and ring finger 2b. The transcript is spliced from 6 exons. The record is from RefSeq and is a predicted model, not a curated record. The coding region runs from base 442 to 1209 and encodes 255 amino acids. NCBI's taxonomy places the organism in Eukaryota, Metazoa, Chordata, Actinopteri, Perciformes, Liparidae.
UGUGCGCGGCUUUCUCCUCCAUCACUUCCUUUCCCCUUUGAAGCAAUGCGUUGCGCGGCGGGGAGGUGUGAGGAGCCCGCGUCUUCCCCCUGUCGCGCCGCUCAGGAGCUAUGGCGGAGCGGCCACUGAGGAGGAACCAGCGGUCGGAGCUCAGCGGGUUCCACUUUACCUGCGGCGCCGCCACACAAUGGUGACGGCUUCUAAAGUUGUACACACCUCUCGAGCUUCUGUCGCGACUCUCCCCGGUUCAACUUUUCACCCGCCGGCAUCUCCCACAUGUCGACGGGGUCGUAGCGACGCCGAGUUAGUUCUGCUUUCCUCCCCCCCCUCCUAGCGGCGUUACGUGUGUCCGGGGUAAAGCCGUCUGCCUCGGCCGUCAAUCUGGCGCACUGUCCCGCAGUGGCUCUUUAAUAUUCCAAAGCCGAGUCACCGGAGGUCAACAUGGGGGCAAAGCAGAGCAGCCCGGCCGCUAUUCCAGCUGCCAACGGGCGGCCCAGAGCCUACUCCGGCUCGGACUUGCCCUCCAGCAGCAGCGGCAGUAACGGGAGCAGGACGACCGCCGGGGGGGUGCGGUACCACGCGUACGGCGCCUCCGGAGCCUCGUCCAGCACCAGCCAGCACCACCACGGAGCCAGGGCCAGGUCUGUGGGGAUAGCCGGGACCAGAACCCAGUCCGGCAUUAACAUUCCGAACAGCAGCGGAGCCUACAGCUCGCAGGAGUCCGGCGGCAGCAGCCCGGAGGAGGCGGACCGGGAGCGCUCCGGCGGAGGGCACGAGGGUCCCCGGCUGUUGAUCGGAUCGCUACCCGCACAUCUCUCGCCUCAUCUGUUCGCAGGUACUUCCCCAUCGGGCCGCUCGAAGGCUCUCGCUCACAGGAGUCCGUCCUGCAUUGGAAAUAGUCUACCUCGACACUGUGAUACAGGAAGGCAGGCAGUUCAUCCACUUCACGGCUUCAAGUGCCCCGUGUGCUCCAAGUACGUGUCCUCGGAAGAUAUGGAUCUCCACCUGGUCUUGUGUUUAACCAAACCCCGAGUCACGUAUAACGAGGACGUCCUGACCAAGGAUACAGGAGAAUGUGCAAUCUGCCUGGAGGAGCUGGUGCAGGGCGACACCAUCGCCCGCCUGCCCUGCCUCUGCAUCUACCACAAAGGCUGCAUCGAUGAGUGGUUUGAAGUGAACCGGUCGUGUCCGGAGCAUCCAUCAGAUUAAAGAUUAAAGCUGCUUUGCAAUGGUAUUCCACAAUGUGAAGGAUCUACAAAAGGGAGUGUGGAUCCAGGGAGACUGCUGGACACUGUGAUCUGUUUACCCGCCCCCCCCCCCCCAUACACACACACAAUAAUGUAGUGCCACUGUGUGCCAAAUCUCAUUUUAAGCAAUCUUCAGGGAUACAGAUGUUCAUGUUUAAGUUGCACCUCCACGCUCAAGUCCCCUUCUAAAGGGACUGGCCUCGCGUCCUCUCGGAGCCGCCAUGGACUCAACGGCUUCCUCCUCCUCCUCCUCCUCCCCGUCCUUUCCUGAGCGGCCGUUGGACACCAGGUAUUAGCUGAUUGUACACCUGGACUCUGAAGGAGGCUUUGGAUAUGGUCCCGAAGGUGUGUGUGUGUGUGUGGGGGGGCGGUCACUUCGUCCCUGCCCCUCCUCCUUCAGCGUCAGGGUCUACCAGUGCCUUGGUGGGCAGGACGGAGGAGGACCGGACUGUCAGCGGAGAAGGCUCGACCGGCCGGACGGACGGACUCGCAGAACCGCCAGAAACGAGCCGGAGCCGGAGAGAGCAGCAGGAACGUCUGUCAGCUUUUAGCAGCUCGGGACAUUUUCAGAACUGAAGCCGCUGAAAACAAUAGUGCCAAUCAACUGUGAAUAUUGUCAGACACACUUUAUCAUUAGUGCUUUAAAAAAAAUCUCAAACCAUGAAGUAGAGGUAUCCUGUACCAAAACCUGGAAUGGACUGACUUACCGAGCUGAGCCCAAACUAGAGUCGUGCCGCCAGCGCGACACACACACACCCGUUGGCUCGGAGUCCAGUUCUAACGACGGCAUCGUCUCAUGUGAACGAGAUCCUUUUCAUGUUGUAACAUGUUAUAACAUGGUUAUAACAACUCAUUGUGUUAUAAGGAGAAACUGUUCUGGUUUAAAGAGAUCUGUUGAUGUGUUGCAACCAGAAGGAUCGCCACCUUAACGUGGUGGAGGAGUUUGAGAGGCUCAGUGAUCCUGGGGGCCGUGUAUUCCGGGGCAUUGGCCCCUGGUAGGGUCUCCCAAGGCCAGCAGGUCUCAGUCUGUUGGCCUCCGCCGGGGCUGCCCUUCAUCAUCGGUCCUGUUUGUGUGAUUUUUUUUUUUUUUUUAAUGGACAGGAUAUCUAGCCGCAGCCGAGAGGGGUGGAGAAGGUCGGGUUCGGUGGGUCUCGGGAUCGCCUCUCUCUGCUGUUUGCAGAUGACGCGGUCCCGUUGGCAUCCUCGGAGAGUCGGCAGCUCCUAAUCUGAGGCCGUUGCGCUUUGCCGGAACCCUCCAGGGUGAGGGCGGAGUAACUCGCCCAAGCGAAGGAAUGCAAGUAUCUGGGGGUCUUGUUCACGAGUAAGAUGGAGCGGGAGAUGGACAGGCGGAUCGGUGCGGCAGUAAAACAGGCGCUGCACCGUCAUGGUGAAGAGGGAGCUGAGCCAGAACCCAACCCUCACCUAUUGGUCGCAAACUCUGGAACGAGGUACAAGCGGCCGAAAUGAGUUUCCUCCGUAGGGGGGCCGGCCUCAGCCUUAGAGAGAGGGUACGGAGCUCGGACAUCAGGAGGAAGCUCGGAGUCGAGCCCCUACUCCUUCGUGUCGAAAGGAGUCAGCUGAGGUGGUUCGGGCAUCUGAUCCGGAUGCCUCCCUUUAGAGGUUUUCCAGGCGGGUCCAACUGGGAGGAGACCCCGGGGAAGACCAGGACACGCUGGAGGGAUUAUAUCUCCCAGCUGGUUUGGGAACGCCUCGGUUCCCCCAGAGUGAGCUGGAAAGUGUUGCGGGUGAGAGGAGAGUAUUGGUCCUCCGGCUGGGUCCGGAUGAAGAGGAUGAGGAUGAGGAUGGAUGGAUGGAUUUCUGAUAAAACAAGAUGUUCUUAUGACAUGAACAGUUUGUUGGUGUGAUUAUAACAUGAAAAAUCUACUUUUAUAUCAUAAAGAGGAUCUCGUGAGAAACAUGUUCACGUCACCGGGGGAAAGUGAAAUUUCUUAUUUUAACUUAUUUUUAUUUUCUGUCGUUUAGCUACGUCGGUUCAGUUGUAAUUCUUCUCCGUGGAAAUAUGAGAUUCAUAUCCAUCAUAAAGUCUGUGAUGCAGUUUAUAAUCUAGGCUGUGUAUUCAUUCUAACAUUUGGUCAUACUUUUCACUCGGAGGGAGAAGAAAUAAAAAGGAAAAGAAGAUGUG